Messenger RNA from Exophiala bonariae, 891 nucleotides. RefSeq lists its product as uncharacterized. Gene Ontology annotation, biological process: proteasomal protein catabolic process; ubiquitin-dependent protein catabolic process. Bases 1 to 891 code for a protein of 296 amino acids. Lineage: Eukaryota; Fungi; Ascomycota; Eurotiomycetes; Chaetothyriales; Herpotrichiellaceae. The transcript has 3 exons. Gene Ontology annotation, cellular component: nucleus; proteasome core complex; proteasome core complex, alpha-subunit complex. The record is from RefSeq and is a predicted model, not a curated record.
AUGACGUCAAUAGGCACAGGCUACGAUCUUUCCAAUUCGGUAUUCUCUCCCGACGGUCGCAACUUCCAGGUCGAAUAUGCGGUGAAGGCAGUCGAAAAUGGUGGCACUGCCAUUGGUAUUCGAACACAGUAUGGAGUGGUACUAGCUUGCGAAAAGAUCAUCUCAUCCAAGCUACUGAAACCUGGCGCCAACAAGCGGAUAGCCACGGUCGAUCGAAAUGCGGGUAUUGUCACCUCCGGUCUAGUACCAGACGGCCGUCAUCUUACCAGCAGGGCACGAGAUGAAGCCAGCAGUUGGAGAGGAACAUACAAAGGCCCCAUCCCCAUAGCCGCCCUCGCUUCAAGAGUAGGAGGCUAUGUACAAGCAUACACACUAUACUCGAGUGUCCGACCAUUUGGUGUGACUGCGAUUCUUGGAGGUUGGGAUUCAGAGGCCGAAGCUGGUGUGGAUGGACAAGUCGGCACUGGUCCAAAGGUUGGAACAAGCGGAAAGUCCGAAGACGGGACCAUCAAGAGAGGUGGACCAGGUCUAUAUAUGAUUGAACCAAGCGGUUUGUACUGGGGCUACUAUGGUGCUGCCACAGGAAAAGGUCGACAAGCUGCCAAAGCCGAACUUGAAAAGCUCGAUCUGGCCUCUCCGACUUGUGCUCUGACCCUGAAAGAUGCUGUUGUUGAGGCAGCCAGAAUCAUCUACGUCGCACAUGAAGACUCAAAGGACAAAGAGUUUGAGCUGGAAAUCACAUGGAUUUCGGCUCUUGAUGGUCCCACCAAAGGACGACAUGAACAUGUGCCCCAAGAGCUGUUGGAAGAGGCAGAGAAGGCCGCGAAGAAGAGUCUGGAGGGUGACGACGAUGAAGAUGACGAGGAAGAGGAUGAUGCGAUGCAGGAGUAA